This is a messenger RNA of Talaromyces marneffei, 819 nucleotides long. RefSeq lists its product as uncharacterized. The coding region runs from base 1 to 819 and encodes 272 amino acids. Lineage: Eukaryota; Fungi; Ascomycota; Eurotiomycetes; Eurotiales; Trichocomaceae. The record is from RefSeq and is a predicted model, not a curated record. The transcript has 6 exons. Gene Ontology annotation, molecular function: hydrolase activity.
AUGCUGAUCAAAGAAUCUCAUGUCGACGUGCCCACCAAGGCCGGUGGACAGGAUGGAUCGAUGAGAAUAUACAUUUUCCAUCCGACCAUUCCGGGCUACCCCAAUGCUAGGUUCCCAGGCGUCGUAGUCUUUAGCGAGAUUUAUCAAGUCACUGGUCCCGUGGCCAGAUUCGCAAGACAAAUUGCUGGUCAGGGAUACAUCUGUGCCGCUCCAUCGAGCUAUCACGAAUUCACGGGCCCUGAGGCAUUGAAGUACGAUGUCGAAGAUACAGACAAAGGCAAUCUGUGGAAGAUCACCAAGAAAGUACAAGCAUACGAUGAGGACGCCUCUCUGUCCGUAGACUACCUCCUUUCCCUGCCCACAUGCAACGGCCGCGUAGGCGCCACGGGAAUGUGUCUCGGUGGCCAUUUGGCAUACCGAUGCGCACUUGAUCAAAGAGUCAAGGCUGCCGUGUGCUACUUUGCGACUGACAUCCACAGCGCGACUUUGGGAGAGGGCAAGAGUGAUGAUAGCUUGAAGCGGGCGGGUGAUAUUAGGGGAGAGUUGAUUAUGAUCUUUGGAAAGAAUGAUAACCACGUCCCGGCCGAAGGACGAGAUUUGAUCCGCAAGACUCUGCAUGACAAGGGUGUUUUGUUUAGUUUUUAUGAAGUUGCUUGGGCUCAACACGCAUUCAUCCGUGACGAACUCAGUAAAGGCCGCUACGACCCGGCCAUUUCGAAGGUCUGCUUUGAGAUGCUUCUGGAAUUGUUCAAUCGGACCUUGAAGCUGGAUUUGGGUGAUCAUGACGGGAAGAAGCUAGAGAUUGAGGACGUGUGUUAG